AUGCCAUUCACGUUGAAAUGCAGCCUGCUCUCGUUGAUAGACCAGCCUCUCGCCCAAGCACUCGAGUGGAUAUGCGAAAUCCUGACCUGGCCUUCUACUCUUAGACCAAUAUCUGAUCUCGACUCGUACGUACGGUUCGCUUCAGAAGUCUGUUCGGCGGACGAGAUUGCUGCCUUCCGCGAGAUCGCUGAGUUCGUGCCCCAGUCACGCGACGCGUGCAAAUAA
This is a messenger RNA of Heterobasidion irregulare TC 32-1, 225 nucleotides long. RefSeq lists its product as uncharacterized. The coding region runs from base 1 to 225 and encodes 74 amino acids. NCBI's taxonomy places the organism in Eukaryota, Fungi, Basidiomycota, Agaricomycetes, Russulales, Bondarzewiaceae. The transcript has 2 exons. The record is from RefSeq and is a predicted model, not a curated record.